UAAGGGGGCAACAGUCACCUUACAUAAGGAUGCAUAAACAGGGGAAUUGCCAGCAGGAGCAGAGAGGUUAUUUUCCCUCUGGACUUGGCCCUGGUGCAACCGCUGCUGGAAUCCUGGGUCCAGUUCUGGCAUCCUCAGUUCAGGAAAGAUGUGAAUAUAAUGGAGAAGGAUCAGAGAAGAUCCACAUAAAUGAUUAAAGAGUUAGAACAUGUGGCCUGGAGUGAGAGACCCCAGCAGCGCAAGCUGUUUAGCUUAACAAAGAGAUGCUCCAGGGGUGACUUGACCCCAGUCUAGAAGCACCUAUGUGGGGAUCAAAUAUUUAAUAAAGGGCUCUUCAGGCCAGCAGAGAAAGCUCUAAUGUGAUCCAUUGGCUGGAAGUUGAAGCCGGAGACAUUUAACCUGCGAAGAAGAUGUCUCUGUUUACCAGGAAGGGGAAUUAACCAAGGGAACAAUGUACCAAGGCACGUGGUGGAUUCUCCCUCAAGGUGGGAUGUGUUACUAGAUCUGCUCUCAUUCAAACAGGAAUUAACUGGGGACAGUUCUCUGGCUUGUGUUAUCCAGGAGCUGAGCCUUGGUCCCUCCUGGCCUGGGAAUCUACCAGUCUCUGCCAUGGCUUCUUGGAAUCCGUCUUCUCGCUCUGGUGCCAUCCUGGGGACAGGGACACAAAAUGUGCAGACUCCUGCUGUCAGGAAGGGGCCCACCUGGACUAGAGAUCAGCUGUUAUCAGAGCCCUUCUGCUCCUGAGUACCACUUCUCACCCACCGGGUCCCCACUCUCAAUGAGCUCCAGGGCGAUGGAGCGACUCCAGGAGGACGUCACCUGCUCCAUCUGCCUGGAUGUCUUGGAGGACCCUGUCUCCAUCGAGUGCAGCCACAACUUCUGCCGGGGCUGCCUCGUGGCUCACUGGCGUGAGGUCUCAGCCCAGGGCUACCAGUGCCCUGAAUGCCGGGCUCCCUGCUCCAGGGACAGGAUGACCCCAGACACGCGUCUGAGAGCCCUGGUGGAGAAAAUCACAGAGCCCCUGCAGGAAGAGAUGGAGCUGCAGGGGCCGAGGAGUCUGCCAGAGCCGGGGCGCCCGGUGCAGCUGGUGCGUCUGGACGAGGAAGGGGGCCUGAUCCUGGACGAGGAGGCUCUGAGCCGCUGCCUGGAGCAGGGUGGGGUGGGGAAUUCCCCCGUUUGCCUGGUGUCCAUCAUCGGAGAGCAGCGCCGGGGCAAAUACUUCCUGAUGAACUACCUGCUGCGCCGGCUCCAGCGCCCAGAGGCUGAGGAUGCAUCAUGGAUGGGCCAAGAGGACCAGGCCCUGGUGGGAUUUGAGUGUCGCAAUGGGACAGCAACUGUGACAAGGGGGGUGUGGAUGUGGGACCAGCCCCUCUGGGUCCAGGCCCAGGGGAGGAGGGUGGCCGUGUUCCUGGUGGACACCGAGGGCUCCCUGGACCUGGAGCGCCACAUGGAGACCAGCAUCAGGCUCUCCGUGUUCAGCAUAUUGCUCAGCUCCUACUGGAUUUUUAACAUUUCCAACAUGUUUACCCGCACGGAGGCAGAUUAUUUGGAGAUAUUUAUUAAUGUUGCAAAGGAGGUUGGCGAGACCUGCAAUCUGCACUCAUUUCAGCGUCUGGACCUGUUGGUGCGAGAUUGGCAGCUGUCCGGAUCCUACGGCUUGGAUGGGGGGCAGGAGUUUCUCAGAGAAAAAUCACAGCACCUGGAGGCCUCUGCUGAGCAGCCCCUGGUGUUGGGAGCCCUGAGGGCGAGCGGCACCCGGUGUUACCUACUGCCCCACCCUGGCACUGGGUUCACCAGCUGCAGCGUAGGGAUGCCAAGUGACAUGGACAAGAAAUUCCAGCAGUACCUCUGUGAUUACAUCACCAGUGUGAUGCACUCAGCAGGGACACACAUCCGGAAGGACCGAGCUGGGCAGGUGCUGACAGGGACUCAGCUGGCUGCCAGGAUCAAGGACGUCUCUCGAUACUUGAAGACCAAACACUACGACUUCUCCUCCCCCAUGAAGAUGGCCGAGGAGUUUGCAGCAAUAAGACAGGAGUUAAACAGCAGAGCAGUAGAGGCUGUCAGGAGGGAAUAUAAACAAUUUGUGCAGGAGCUGGACCGUGACCACCAGAGUAUGAGGAGCUGUCUGAGGGUGAAGCCGCUGGAGAUGCAGAAACGCCUGGAGGGGAAACGUCAGGAGCUGCUGGAGCACUGCUGGGGGGAGCUGCGGGGCAAGGACCCACAGAAACAGGAGGCCCUGAAGGAGCUGAAGCAGGAGCUGGACAGGCAGAUGGACAAGUUCCUGCUAGUCUACAAGGAGCGCUUUAAAAAGAUGGAGGUAAACAAGAGAGCAGCAGAAGACACCAGGAGGGACUACGAACAAUUUGUGCAGGAGCUGGACCGUGACCACCAGAGUAUGAGGAGCUGUCUGAGGGUGAAGCCGCUGGAGAUGCAGAAACGCCUGGAGGGGAAACGUCAGGAGCUGCUAGAGCGCUGCCGGGGGGAGCUGCUGGGCGAGGACCCCCAGAAACAGGAGGCUCUGGAGGAGCUGCAGCAGGGGCUGCCCAGUCAGAUGGACGAGUUCCUGCUGACCUACAAGAAGCGCUUUAAAAGGAAGGCCGCAUCAUUGGGCCUGUACAUUGGGGGGGGAGUCCUUGCAGUGGUGGGCACAGCUGUCAGUGUGGGGGUUGGUGUGGGUGUAGCUGCGGCUGUGGUGACAGUGGAGGAAGCAGUGGCCUUUGGAGUGGGGGUGGGAGGGUUUAGCUUUUUGGGGGCUGGUGCGGCUAGCUGGUUUGCGGCCCGGUUUGGAUGGAAGGUGUCCCAGAAUACAACAGACACCAACACCGCAGGGCAGGGGAACGAGAGGGAGGGCGAGGACAGGUCUUCAGAUCAGGAUCCUCUGCUGCAGGGGGACAGAUAGUGGGGAAGAACCAUCACCCUCGAUCACAGGCAGGAAUCUGUCCCAGCCCUCAGCACUGGGAACCUCUGUAUGCAAGGGGAUAGAUAGAUAGAUAGAUAGAUAGAUAGAUAGAUAGAUAGAUAGAUAGAUAGAUAGAUAGAUAGAUAGAUAG
Molecule: messenger RNA, 3053 nt
Organism: Gopherus evgoodei (Goodes thornscrub tortoise)
Lineage: Eukaryota; Metazoa; Chordata; Testudines; Testudinidae
Product: RING finger protein 112-like
Exons: 15
Coding region: 668-2902 (744 amino acids)
Biological process (GO): endoplasmic reticulum organization; protein homooligomerization
Molecular function (GO): GTP binding; GTPase activity
Source: RefSeq, a predicted model, not a curated record